Messenger RNA from Setaria italica (foxtail millet), 1557 nucleotides. RefSeq lists its product as uncharacterized. Bases 1 to 1557 code for a protein of 518 amino acids. The transcript has 2 exons. Lineage: Eukaryota; Viridiplantae; Streptophyta; Magnoliopsida; Poales; Poaceae. The record is from RefSeq and is a predicted model, not a curated record. Gene Ontology annotation, molecular function: protein binding.
AUGGAGACGACGACGGAAGUGGCAGCGCUCCCGAGCGAUGCCCUCUCCCACGUCUUCUGCCGCCUGCCGGCACGGAGCCUCGCCGAGGCCCGGAGCGUCUGUAAGGCGUGGCGCGCCAUCGUCGACGCCCGCGCGCUGCUGCUCCGGCGCCGCAAGCUCCUCCCACACAAUGUCCACGGCGUCUUCGUCAACUACAUCGACCAUUGCCGGCCGCACCUCUUCUCCCGCCCCUCGCCGGUGGCAUCGUCAGCGAGCUACGACAAGAUCAACAACAUGCUGGGCUUCUUGCCCACUUACAAUAAUGGGGACUGGUGGUCCGUGCUGGAUCACUGCCGGGGCCUUGUGCUCUGCGACAUCGAGCAGGGUUGCCAGCUCUGCGUGUGCAACCCGGCGACGCAGAGGUGGGCACUCGUGCCACCCCGGUGGCAAGCGAGGGCCAGAUGGCGCAGCUACGUCAGCGCGUACCUGACCUUCGAUCCGGCCAUGUCGCCGCACUAUGAGGUCAUCUUGAUCCCCACCGUGCUGGAAUGGCCACAGCCAGAACCCCCUGGCCUUCAGAAGGCGAGAAAUCAGCGGCGAGCAUUUGAGGUGCGGCUGCACGGGGUAGACGAUGCGCCGUUCUGCCUCGAUGAGUGGCUACAUUUCUCUUCAGACGUCGAUGAGGAAGAGGAGGAGGAAGGGUUGGGGGAUGAGGACAUGGAGCUCAGCCAUGUCGAGGAUACAUGCCACCUGACGGAAUGGCCGCCGACGCCAUGGACGUUGGAUGUGUUCUCGUCGAGGGUUGGCCGGUGGGAGGAGAGAGCCUUUGUCCGCCAAGGCGAGCCGGCGGGGACAGUCCAAGACAUGCUGUUGGAUCAACCGAAACCGACAUGCCGGGGGCCACGGCAACGUUACGCCGCGUACUGGCAAGGAGCGCUUUACGUACACUGCCGAGGUUCUUUCAUUGCGAGGCUUUCAUUGUUGAAUAAUAAUUACCAAGUGAUUAAAACGCCCGGAGACAUUCAGAAGAACACAUCUGCUAAACCAUAUCUAGGGAUAUCAGAAAAAGGAGUGUACUUUGGGAUAGCUCAAAAGUGUCAAUUACGGGUUUGGAUCCUCAAUGAAUCACGUGGACAGAUGGAGUGGAUCUUGAAGUACGAAGAUGACCUUACACACUAUGCCCAACAUGUAAGACAAUAUGACGGACAGAUGGAUGGACCAUGGAUUGUUCAUGAUGUGAAUGACACUGAUAGUGUUUCUGAAGCUAUGAAACAGAGUUCGGAGUGGGACUCCGACAGCGAUGAUAUUUUUACAAUUAAAGCUGGAUCAACUGAUGAGGAAUACUAUGGUGCAGGCUAUGACAUUCUUGGAUUCCAUCCUUAUAAGGAAGUUGUCUUUUUGGCUGACUACUUUACAGUGGUGGCCUAUCAUCUGAAAACAUCAAAGGUUCGGUAUCUUGGCAACUCACGUCCAAAGAGCUACUAUCAUAGCUUUACAAAUGACAUAUACGAGUCAUUUGUGUACACUCCUUGUAUGAUCGGAGAGCUUAACAGAGGCAGCACGAUGAAGGAAAAUUGA